CUAAAGAUCACCAACUGCAACAAAAUCAUGAACUGAAAGUGAAGACGUCACGCUGUAGAAUGCACUUACAGAAAGCCACGCCCCCACGUGGCCAUCCUUUUCCGUUGCGUCACUGCGUCGUGCGCAUAGCCGACCAGUCGCGUCCCUUUGAUCGCCAUAGCAACGGCACGUAACGCCGACUGCAGCCAUGAACACACUGAGAUAAAUAUUUCAUCGCUUGUUAAACACCUCAGCAGCACGAUGAUGCUGCUUCUGAGCCAGGUUUAGCCACCUACACGGGUCAGGUUAGUUUGGUCUUCAUAUCUCGGUUCUCUUUCGUUGACUUUUCACUUUUGUUACCGUCCCGUGAUGACGUCACUGGACAUGAAUGACAUGUUUUCCCCACACACAGGAAUAUCAGGAAUACUCAUCUGUCAAUCAGGACGCAUGGAUGCUGAUAAAUCCACUGAGAGUUUGGAGAAGCCGGAUUGCAGUGCGCCAGUGUGCAAGCUUUCCAAAGGAUGUGUGGAGGUGCUGCUGGAUAUUAGCGAGGAAAACUCUGGGAAAGAGCAGGAAGCUUACGAGAUUCCCAACCAAACAGGCUGGGAUGAAGCUAUCCAAGGUUGGGGUCAAUGUUCCCCUUUUUCCUGUCUGUUUAUAGCACAACAAAAGAGCAAGAAGCUCAAACCAGAGAUCUCAGCCCCACAUUGUGUUCUUUGCACUGAUUUGAAGGACCUAAAGCUCUCAGAGCGCUUCGUUCCCAGCCAUGUUCCUUCAGAAGAUUCCUACGACAUAUCUGAAGAGCCUCUGAGAAGCAACGUUCCACCAUCUCUGGAACACCUAAACAGAACCCUAAGCGCCAUUACUUCUACCUCAUCCUCUGAAGAAGAACCAUCUGAUUUCACUCUUAAGGAGAGGAGCAUCAGGAAAGACCUGCUCGGAAAUAAACUGCUGUUUCGACCUGAACAGUACACACCUGACAAAAGUCUACCUCACCCACCUCAACCGGAUGCUCCGUGCCUGUUUCUGAAAGAUAAAAAUGUUGGAAAAGUGGCACUGCUUGGUCGAGUUAUGGUAUUGCCACCGGUAAAAGUGCCAACAAAUCCAAAUGCUAAUCCAAAGAGCUCGAAUUUUUCAAAGAGGAGAGAGGAUAGCGCCACAAGACCAGUUAUCAUUCCUGAGAAAGCUGGUGUUGAUGGAGAUCAAGAAAAAGCUGUGGUUAUUUCUUAUUCCAGCCCAACUGUAGGCACCUCCCAAGGAUCUGUUACGUCCAAGCAAGGCCCAACGCAGCACCAGUAUCACCUAAUAUCUGCUUUAAGCAUCUCCAGAAGGUAUCAGAUUCCCAUCAACACCUUGGCAGAGACUCAACCCAGUGCCACCUCUCUCCUGGAGCGAAAUCUCAGACAGGAAGAGCUGAUCAGAUCACCUCUAAGGCACAACUCUGGGCACAGAUCACGGUUAGGCCUCAAGGAGAAAAGUCUGAGAAGGGCAGAACCCGAGCUUCCGAUGCUGAUGGGGACCAGGGUCCAGAUACCAGUGUCCACUCAGCGAUUACUGUAGCUGCUCACUGUCUCUCUGUUUUCACGCCUUCCAUAGGACAAUAAAGAUGACUAUAUGCUGAAAUGACGAUGCAUGUUCUCAUACUGAAAAUAAGAUUCAUACCUCAUACAUAUCAUUACUUCAGAAUGUGUUAGGUUUUUCCAGAUGAUCCUUUUUUCUAUCAGAAACAACAGAAAUGAUUAAAAUGUGUACGUUGUAGUAAAGAAUGAAACACUCGGAGUUGUGCUGUUAGAGGAAAAUAAUCAACAACACAGUGGCGUGAUGAAGCUGAGUUACAGUUACCACGCUGAAGUUGAACACUUUCCAAUAACAUCAUGUCUUAAAGUGUCUUAUUCCGUUUAUACCUCUGCAAUUUGCCAACACUUACAUUUUUUAUUUAUUAAAGAACAAAACAUUGUAUGUUUUAUCUGUUUAUAGUUACAUUUAAUGUUGUGGAAUGUCCUUGAAACAAGUUAGUUGCCCUUAUCACUUACGUUAUAGCAGCUAUAAACAGUCUUUCCCUCAACGCACUUCCUUCUCGAAGUUAAUAAGAAACAGUUUGUCAUGUUUCUGAGAAACCGUGAAGCACAAACUCCUUUGUCCUGAAGAUGUCAGAAAGCUUUACCUCUUUACCUCAGCAAAUUUCCCAGCUUUACCCCAGAUUGUUACAAAAGCACAUCUGUUUAUGUUACAAAUCCAUUUAUGAGGAUACCUGCUGUAAGCUGUUACUAUAGAAACGAUAACGUAUUAGAAAGAGCACAUUAAACUUUUUUUUUUCAGAUUUUGAAAAAAAAAUUGAAUUUUUUUUUCAGAUUUUGAAAAUGAAUUAACACCUUCUGACGAGUUAAUAAUUUAAGACUGAUAAUUUAAGAUACUAAUAGUAAACUAAAAUUGUAUUUCUGAAAUGGAUAUAACUGUGUACUUUUAUUCCACUAGCCCAUAAUGUUUUUUCCUCAUUCAGGUCUCCUGCUGUUUCUUUUUUGCUAUUAGUCAUGUCUUUUUAUAGCUAAUGGUCUAUCUCUUGACUGCUCUCUGUGAACUGCUUGAGAGCUUGAGCCUUAAAUGAAACUUGAAAUAUCAAAAUGUUUACUGCGUUAUGUCAUUAGUUGCCUCAGUGAGGCCUAUUUAUGUACAUUUACUGGAGAAUGUCAACAGGGAUGCAAACUUUUCACCUUGCUAAUAAAAAUAAAAACAAAUUUGAUGUAGUUGCUGUAAUAUUUCAUGGUUCAGCAUUACUGAACGUUGUUCUGUAGAUAAACUGUAUAAAUAGAGAUUUUUCACUCCAGAAACGGAGAGAGAUGUGAUCUCUCACACUGUCUGCGGUGAUAAAACUGACUGUUAUUGUUCCAAAGCUUUUGCAAGUGAAAAUCCGUCUCGUUUUCGAGUAUUUUAUAAAUGAACACUACAGCAUUAUAUAGAAUAUUUGAACUAAAUUGUGAGAAUGUCAGCUGUACAGUAGAGUACCAUUCUUUCUAAGAGCUCAGGUCCAAGAAUAUCUCAUUAUCUCAUGGCAGUUGUUGUCGAGUGCCUCGGAAAAAUCACCACUCACUCAUCUGAAUUAUUAACGCUGCGAUUAUCAAGGCUGGAGAGGUUCACACUUGAGUCACUGCAUACGUGUGUUCAUUUCAGAGAUCCAGACUAGCACUAUCAUAGAAUAAUCAAAGUAGAAAAGUUGAAUUUGCUUUUGGCUCAUGUUGGAAUAAAGUCUCAUUGUUUUAUUGUUAAAUGUACGACAUAUGAAUGUGUUCAAGAAAUUGUUCAUUCUGCAGGUUUCUUGGCAUUAACAGAAUGAGGUGUUGAUUUUGUUAAUGAAAACUGUUUGUUACCUGUUUGACAACCUUUUAAUUGAAUGAUAAUUAAACAAUAUUUCACCCUUCUGCUCAAAUUACACACUCUGGGGCAACAUAAAUGGGCCUGAAAUCCACUUUCUUUAAUUUAGCAUGAUUGAAUAAAAAGUUAACAAGACUGAGCAACAUGCAACAUAAGUUACUAAGCUAUACCUUUUUCUUUCUUUCUUUCUUUUUUAAAUAUUGAAGGUAAACUUGUACACAUGUCCGUGUCAGUGUUGUUUCAUUCAACUUUAAUGGACUUCCACAGACGAUAGACAGGCUGUCAAGUUCAUUUAGGUGUAGCAACAUGAAAUGACUUUAAUUUUUAAUGACCAGCAUCACUUUUGUGGCAAAAAAAAACAAACCAUGGCCCAUUUUUUUUUCACCAGAAUGUAUGACGCAAUGAAGCAAAACGUUCCUUGGCAAAUAAAAAAUGAAACAGAAAUGUCAGAACCAGUCGAUUGGACAAAAGUGAAACUUUACCCAUCUUUAAAUAGCUUUAAACACCUGAUGAUCAAAGUGAAAACUAAAUAAUUUUAAUUUCUUUAAGUGUACGCAGCAUAAUAAAUAUGGAGCGGCUCCAUGUCAUAGCUAUGCUGAACCUUCAGUUUUGGUUGACUAAAGCUGUUGUAGAUUUGUAUCCCUGACAGUGACUUGCAUAAGGACAACACUAAUCAUCACAGUGAAGCACGGUGGUGGUAGUAUCAUGGUGAGCAUUACCCUCUUUACCUGAUCACUAACUUUUAGUGGACGGCCUCCUCUAGGCAGAGUGAUGGUAGUUCCACAUUCUUUCAAUUCUUUAAUAAUGGACUUAAUGUGGGAUGUUCAAAAUUCUGGAUAAUUUUUAUAACCAAAUCCUGAUUGAUACUUUUCCAGAACUUUGCUCAAACUUGUUUUGAUAAUACAUUGGCCUUCAUGAUGAUAUUUUUCUAGGUAUGUUCUCUAGAAAUCUCUUCCAGGAACAUGUAACACUUCAAUAGCAGACGUGUAGAUGCUAUUCACCCAAUUACGUGACAUGAUGGUAACUGGUUGCACCAGAACUAAUUUUGGCGUCUCACAGGCAGUGCUGUUGUGGGCGGUACGCACCGCUUUUACUUGACGCCUUAGGGCUGCACUGAAAUUUCACUCAUAUUCAAAUUUAACCUGGUUUAUGCCGACGUUUUCAAAGCGCGACCAAUAAGAUGAGCCCUCACAUGUGAGGUAGCAAGGAUGCAUGUGUUCCAAAACCAGAAUCUUACUUUGUUUGAGAUUUUGAUAAAUGCUGUAUUUAGAAACAUUCAGAAUGUGCUAGCCUUAUGAAUGAUCUAUGUUUUCAAGUGCAUCUUGAUGCAGUGCUUCAACCACGCAGUAAAAACUCAUCAUUCAUAAGCUACGCUAACCUUAGUGGUGAGCGAUGUGUAAAAUGCUGAUCAUCUGAAAGUGCCCUAAUGGGGCUGAAUACCUAUGCAAUGAUAACCUUUAUGUUUUUUAUUUGUAAAUAAAUAUUUUUGUAAACUGUAUUGCUUUUUUUCCCCUUUCACUUCCAUAUUGUGGGCUAUUUUGUGUAACGUAUAUUCCCAAUUCAAUCCAUUUCAGUUCAAAAUGUAGAGAAAUUCAAGUGAGCGAGCACCAAAUGAUGAAAAUAUGAUAUUAAAAUUGUUUAUUUUCCUGAAAAGAUUAAAUGAAUUUUAGAUUAGCUGUUAGAGUAAACACUUUGACAAUGUGGUAGAUGUGUAAAUUCCAUAGGAAGGAAAACUCAGAUGUAAAAUGCUUGUUACAAGACCUUCAUUGUUUGCAGUUUAGAGCUCAUGACUGCUGGAGAGAGACAUCUCAGUUACCCAGCAACUGAAGUGGCUCAUUAUAACAGCUGCUCGCCAUCA
Pangasianodon hypophthalmus (striped catfish) is the source of this 5206-nucleotide messenger RNA. RefSeq lists its product as uncharacterized. The record is from RefSeq and is a predicted model, not a curated record. The transcript has 2 exons. The coding region runs from base 349 to 1539 and encodes 396 amino acids. NCBI's taxonomy places the organism in Eukaryota, Metazoa, Chordata, Actinopteri, Siluriformes, Pangasiidae.